Molecule: messenger RNA, 573 nt
Organism: Oppiella nova
Lineage: Eukaryota; Metazoa; Arthropoda; Arachnida; Sarcoptiformes; Oppiidae
Source: the annotation of a GenBank genome assembly
AUGUUGGCGCUCAUGAUCUCGACGUGUAUAUUACCCCAUAUCGAGGCGGUCUGUAUCGACGGACACACCCCUAUGUAUGAGGAGUCUCCCCACCAGAAGAUGAGACACUACACGUCCAUCGCGUGGUUCUUCUCGACAGUGAUCGGAAUAUUCCUCUUCCUUCUCGAGCUGACAAUCAUUGUUUGGGUCAAGUUUUGGUACAUGCAUUGGGUAGCCAUCGCAUCCACCAUAGUGUUGGUGCCAGUGAUCAGUGCCUUCUUGUUCUUCGCCUAUCACUUCUACCAUCAAUUGGUUGCCUAUAAGUUCGAGAGGACUGAACAGGUCUUAAGAGAAUUGGAGGAAUUGGCAGAAAAGAUGAAUGAAUGUGACAACAUUUGUGGUCAAAAUGAAGUGUAUAGUGAGUGCGGCUCUGCCUGUCCACCCAUUUGCAAGAACCAGAGGAUAUCCCAUUCACGCGCCUGUCAUCGCAUGUGUGUCGCCGGCUGUUUCUGUGCCCCGGGAUAUGUGAGAGACCCACUUCGGGAUAAUCAAUGUGUUUUAGAAACAGACUGUUCAGUCGAUGACAUGUUGUAA